CGGAAAUGGGGCGGGGCUACUAAAGCGCCGGCGCCCCGCGAAAGGAAGUGGCUGUUGGAGGCUUUAAGGUGGCUUUAAUUUUCGGCUGUCCGGGCUGCGCACCGUUUUGGCUGGAGUCGGGCUUGACUACGCUCGAUGGCUUUGGACGUGAAGUCUCGGGCAAAGCGUUAUGAGAAACUGGACUUCCUCGGGGAGGGGCAGUUUGCCACGGUUUACAAGGCCAGAGAUAAGAACACCAACCAAAUCGUCGCCAUUAAGAAAAUCAAACUUGGACAUAGAUCAGAAGCUAAAGAUGGUAUAAAUAGAACAGCCUUAAGAGAGAUAAAGCUACUGCAGGAGCUAAGUCAUCCAAAUAUAAUUGGUCUUCUUGAUGCUUUUGGACAUAAAUCUAAUAUUAGCCUUGUCUUUGAUUUUAUGGAAACAGAUCUAGAGGUUAUAAUAAAGGAUAAUAGUCUUGUGUUGACACCAUCACAUAUCAAGGCCUACAUGUUGAUGACUCUUCAAGGGUUAGAAUAUUUACAUCAACAUUGGAUCCUACAUAGGGAUCUGAAACCAAACAACUUGUUGCUAGAUGAAAAUGGAGUUCUAAAACUAGCAGAUUUUGGCUUGGCCAAAUCAUUUGGGAGCCCCAAUAGAGCUUAUACACAUCAGGUUGUAACCAGGUGGUAUCGGGCCCCUGAGUUACUAUUUGGAGCUAGAAUGUAUGGUGUGGGUGUAGACAUGUGGGCUGUUGGCUGUAUAUUAGCGGAGUUGCUCCUAAGGGUUCCUUUUUUGCCAGGCGAUUCAGAUCUCGAUCAACUGACAAGAAUAUUUGAAACUUUGGGCACACCAACUGAGGAGCAGUGGCCUGACAUGUGCAGUCUUCCAGAUUAUGUGACAUUUAAGAGUUUCCCUGGAAUCCCAUUGCAACACAUCUUCAUUGCAGCAGGAGACGACUUGCUAGAUCUCAUACAAGGCUUAUUCUUGUUCAACCCAUGUACUCGAAUUACUGCCACACAGGCAUUGAAAACUAAAUAUUUCAGUAAUCGGCCAGGGCCAACACCUGGAUGUCAACUGCCAAGACCUAAUUGUCCUGUGGAAACCUUAAAGGAGCAGUCACAUCCCGCUAUGGCAACAAAACGGAAAAGAACAGAGGCCUUGGAACAAGGAGGAUUGCCCAAGAAGCUAAUAUUUUAGUUAAAGAGAAUACUGGACAAUAUUUUACUACUGCAAGAACUACUACAAAACGCAGAUAAUGAAAAAAAUAAUAAACAUGAAGUAAAUGCUAUAGAAGGAAUUUGUAAAUAUCCUACAUAUGUAAAAUAUGUAAAAGUGUGGGUUAUUUUUAUUAAAUGUAUUUUAAGAUAAAA
Molecule: messenger RNA, 1349 nt
Organism: Nycticebus coucang (slow loris)
Lineage: Eukaryota; Metazoa; Chordata; Mammalia; Primates; Lorisidae
Gene: CDK7
Product: cyclin dependent kinase 7
Exons: 12
Coding region: 136-1176 (346 amino acids)
Biological process (GO): positive regulation of transcription by RNA polymerase II; protein phosphorylation
Cellular component (GO): transcription factor TFIIH holo complex; cytoplasm; transcription factor TFIIK complex
Molecular function (GO): RNA polymerase II CTD heptapeptide repeat kinase activity; ATP binding; cyclin-dependent protein serine/threonine kinase activity
Source: RefSeq, a predicted model, not a curated record